AUGCCUAGAAAUAAACAGGAAAAUGCAGGCAAGAAAGGCGGUUCGGAAGUAAAUGUUGCGGUAGUUAUGCUGUCCCAGUCCUGUAUAAGGUUGAAAGCAGAACAGCCUCAAAACUUUACAUUUGAGUACUUGAGAAUUUUUACUGCGAUUUAUGAUGGCAUUUGUAGCAAAGUACUUUAUGAUGGACCCGACAAUGGACUUUCUGUUCUAUACAACGGCCUUGACUCUGGUGAUAUCAAGGAAAACAAGAACAAAAAGUACAAAAAGCCGUUUAAAAUGCUAGAACCAGUAUGUGAAGAUAUACUAGAAGAAGAGAACAAGCAAGACGCUGUAAAACAAACAGCUAAACAGGAGAGCAAGAAGGGAGGUGGCAAAGAAGGAAAAGGUGGCAAAAAGGGAGGUAAGGGUGGAAAGAAUAAAGAUAAAAUGGGAGAGGCUGUCAUGAAGCUUAAAGAGUACUGUCAGUGGAUAGUGAUGCAUACGACAGUAGGGCUUCCCGUUGACUUUCCAGUAGAUUUGAGAGCCCGAUUCAUGAAAAUGGAAAGUGUCUGUAAAGGUUUAAACUAACAGAAACAGGACAUCGUGUACAGACGAUAACUGAAAAUCUGACAGAAAAAGCAACAUACUGUUUCGUGACUUUUGCUUGAAAAUGCUAAGAAAUAAAACGUAAUCUAAAUACAGAUGCUGAAAUAAAAUGUAAUAUAAAUAAAAAUACUUAAAUAAAAUGUAAUUUAUAUCGUCAGAAUGAGAGGUUGCUCAAGUUGUAGGUGAUGUAAAUUUG
Messenger RNA from Ruditapes philippinarum (Manila clam), 781 nucleotides. RefSeq lists its product as uncharacterized. Bases 1 to 567 code for a protein of 188 amino acids. The record is from RefSeq and is a predicted model, not a curated record. The transcript is spliced from 4 exons. Lineage: Eukaryota; Metazoa; Mollusca; Bivalvia; Venerida; Veneridae.